Phoenix dactylifera (date palm) is the source of this 680-nucleotide messenger RNA. RefSeq lists its product as uncharacterized. The record is from RefSeq and is a predicted model, not a curated record. Gene Ontology annotation, molecular function: electron transfer activity; 2 iron, 2 sulfur cluster binding. Gene Ontology annotation, cellular component: mitochondrion. Gene Ontology annotation, biological process: P450-containing electron transport chain. Lineage: Eukaryota; Viridiplantae; Streptophyta; Magnoliopsida; Arecales; Arecaceae.
CAAAAUCCUACCUAUGGCGAUCGCCGCUCUCCGUCGAAUUCCCCUCCCCUUCUCCCUCCUCUCCAAAUCCGUCGCCCGGACGUGCUCCUCUGCCGCCCCUUCCGCCUCCGCCAAGGUCGCCGACCGGAUCGUCAAGCUCUUUGCCAUCGAUCUCGACGGAAAGAAGCGCGAGGUGGUGGGACUCUCGGGCCAGACCCUCGUCCGCGCCCUGAUGAACUCCGGCCUCAUUGAACCGGCCUCCCACCGGCUGGAGGAGAUCGACGCCUGCUCCGCCGAGUGCGAGGUCCACAUCGCGCAGGAAUGGCUCGAAAAACUCCCGCCGCCAUCGUACGACGAGAAGUACGUGCUCACGAGGGCCUCCAGGAACCGGAUCCUCAACAAGCACGCAAGGCUCGGAUGCCAGGUCGUACUCGCGCCUGAGCUGCAAGGUAUGGUCGUCGCCAUCCCCGAGCCCAAGCCUUGGGAUAUCCCGUAAUGAGGGGAGAGGGGUUGGUGAUCCCUACAGCUAGGGCUCCAUUGUGAUGGAAAGUUGGGGUUUUUUUCUUGCAUUGGAUUCAGAAUAAUCAUAACUGCUACUUUUGUUACAGAUUCAUCUCCUUAUAUGCUUUUGUUAUCUGAAAACAACUGUGCUGAUGCUUUCAGUCGAGUGGCUUUUAUGGAAAUAUGGAUUUUUCCUCCCU